Molecule: messenger RNA, 537 nt
Organism: Heterobasidion irregulare TC 32-1
Lineage: Eukaryota; Fungi; Basidiomycota; Agaricomycetes; Russulales; Bondarzewiaceae
Exons: 6
Coding region: 1-537 (178 amino acids)
Source: RefSeq, a predicted model, not a curated record
AUGCAGGAGCAUGAACGCGAGCGACAGCAGUGGGACCAUGAACGCGAGGCGCAUAGGCCAUACUGGGAUCAGCCGGUGCGCGUUUCGCCGUCUUGCAGUGCGUACGGCACGAUGGAGUACAAGGCGCGGCUGUGGAACGUGCCGCCUGGUUCGGACUGGUACCAGGCGUGCAUCGGGAUGGUGCAACAGAUUCAUGGGCGAACUCUGGAGAAGCCUGAUAGGACCUGCAGCUUCGGUCCCACACGUGAUGGAAUCUGGGGGUACUGGCGAGUUGGUUUCGACGAACCGCAGUGCAUGACGAGCUGGGGUGGGCCCUGGGACAAAGGAUGCGUCCGCUCGGGUGGUGUGCAGCUCGUAGAGGCAUCACUGAGAGGGCAAAAGUCCGAGGAUGAUGAGUUCAGGAUGUGCUGGACCACUACUGGCCACCUGGCCAGUAUGGCCGCGGACCUUGGGUUUCCCAACGACUGUCAGCAGCGAGGUUGGGCCGGUGGCGGGAUGGUGAGCAUGUGGGAGAUCCGGGAUGAAAAAUGCAAUUAA